Molecule: messenger RNA, 356 nt
Organism: Dentiscutata erythropus
Lineage: Eukaryota; Fungi; Glomeromycota; Glomeromycetes; Diversisporales; Gigasporaceae
Source: the annotation of a GenBank genome assembly
AUUAUGAAGCUGCGGCAUAUGUUGCUGAAAGACCAGAACUUUUAAAAAUUGCAGUACAAAUGGCUCAGUAUGAUGGCCUUAAAGUGUCAGACAAUAAAGAAAAAACCACAGUUCUUACUCAACUAAAAUCAGUGAAAUACCAGACCUUUUUAAAAUGCAUGUUUUUUAGAAUGCGACAUCUUACAACACCAAUAAUUCUUAAAUGUAUCAAAUUAUGCUUUCCAUCCAAAAAAUUUUCUUAUAAAGACUUAUCUGUUUUAAAAGAUGCUGCCAAUGCGGCAUAUCAAUUCUAUAGAGAAGCACUUCGAAGUGGCCUCAGAAAAAUUGCUCACUAUUUUAUUAAUGAUUUUAAGUAA